Messenger RNA from Spodoptera littoralis (African cotton leafworm), 567 nucleotides. Lineage: Eukaryota; Metazoa; Arthropoda; Insecta; Lepidoptera; Noctuidae. The record is from the annotation of a GenBank genome assembly.
AUGUUAGUUAUAAUGAAAAUAUUGGCUAUAUUGUACGCUUUGAGAUUAAUUUGGGCUAUGGAAAUAGCCCCCGAAAGACAUGAAGUAGAAUAUGUGAAUAAGAAAUAUUUGAAGAACCUGUCAGUAGUCUUCAGAAAGUUCAGCCGAAACUCUCCCCUGUAUGUCAGUAUGGAGCUGGAAUCCUUAGUUGGAGUUGGUAAUAACAUGACGUUGAAAAUGGCGUUGUACGAAUAUCUCGCUGGUCAUUACAUACCGACCCCUCUUAAUGUAGGGUACAAGUUCUGCGAUUUCCUCUACCACGAACCUUUCUUCGGACAAAUGUACGCAAAGCAGUUCCCAGAAAAUUGGACGUGCCCAUUUCCAGCUGGUGAAUAUCAUUUUGUGAACAUGACGAUUCAAUUGGAGAAUUUCCCGUACACCAUACCGUUUACUUAUUCGUCAAUGAUUGUACGAACUCGAGCUGAUGUCCAGGGAAUCUUCACACAUACCAAUGAAGAAGUGUUUCGAUGGAAGACCUUUAUAAAAAUAACUCAAAAACUACACCCGAAGGAUGCAAAAAAGAAUUAA